CAUAUACAUUAACCGAAAUCUCCAAAUGAAUGCAAAUGGUUUGCAAAGUUAUGAGAGCUUCACAGUGCCAAUUAUUCGUCAUCGGAAAAAGACAAACGGCACAAUGAAACUACGCCGUCUCCGGCCAUCCGUUGGCGCUGAAGCAAUAAAAUCAGGUGCCGAUUCUUAUAGAACGGGAACAGUAUCGCCUUCCAAGAAUGUUUACAGGGAUAAUUUGUUUGACCGUUUGGCCAUCAACCAUCUCUCCCAAUGCAUACAAGCUGUUUCAGGACUACGAAAUAAAACAAGAGGGUACGAUGGUUUAGUGGAGGCAGCAACAGCAAUUUCUCGAAACUUCGACUCGGCUCAACAGCAGAAAAUUGUCCUCCAGGCUCUUCAAAAUGCCAUUCCCGGGCCCAUUCUUUUGUUGAUGCGUAUGGUGCUUCCACUUUUGCCGUUGGGAAGUGAAUACUGCGCCGCCUUCACCACACUUUUCUUUACCUGGCUAGUUGGUCCGUGCGAGGUGAAGAAAGGAGAGGUUGAAGUGAGAAGCGAAAAGAAUGUUGUCCACAUAAAGAAAUGCAGGUUCUUGGAGGAAACCAACUGUGUUGGAAUGUGUACCAAUCUAUGCAAAAUCCCAUCUCAAACGUUCAUCAAGAAUUCGAUGGGCAUGCCGGUAAAUAUGGUACCUA
Molecule: messenger RNA, 671 nt
Organism: Cuscuta europaea
Lineage: Eukaryota; Viridiplantae; Streptophyta; Magnoliopsida; Solanales; Convolvulaceae
Source: the annotation of a GenBank genome assembly